Molecule: messenger RNA, 975 nt
Organism: Cladophialophora yegresii CBS 114405
Lineage: Eukaryota; Fungi; Ascomycota; Eurotiomycetes; Chaetothyriales; Herpotrichiellaceae
Exons: 4
Coding region: 1-975 (324 amino acids)
Cellular component (GO): cytosol
Molecular function (GO): aldose reductase (NADPH) activity
Source: RefSeq, a predicted model, not a curated record
AUGGCGCUUCCCAGGCAUUUCCUCAUCAAAGUCGCUGGCGGGAAGACCAUGGCAAUGCCGUCUGUCGGAUUUGGAACCUGGGCGGCGGGCGAUUCUGGGUGGUGCAAGGCCGCCGUCCUGACAGCUCUCAAGCUGGGAUACAGGCAUCUAGACUGUGCUUGGAAAUACGGGGUUGAUGAAGAAGUGGGAGCUGCGAUUCGCGAAUCCGGGGUCCCCAGAUCCGAAAUCUUCGUGACGACCAAGUUCUGGCCGCAUUUCGCCGCCCCGGAGAACGUGGAGCUCAGUCUCGACCAGUCGCUGAAGCUGAUGGGCCUCGAAUAUGUCGACUUACUAUUGGCGCACUGGCCUGUUGCUUUCAAGCCCAUAUCCCGAGAAGCGCUGGAGCAUGCUGAUACCGGCAAGAUGGCUUCCUGGGCGGAGAAGGGAAUAUCGAUGCGGGAAGGAACAGAUAGCCCAGGGAGUUUUGUCCCCACCUGGAAAGCGAUGCAAGGGCUCGUGUCGUCCGGCAAGACGCGCGCCGUGGGUGUCUCUAACUUCUCGGUCUCUGAGCUCAAAGAAAUCCUCCCGCACGCGGAAGAAAUCCCUAUAUCGUGCAACCAGGUUGAAGUCCAUCCGUGGCUGCCGCAGAACGAGCUGAUCGGUUUCUCUAGAGGACAUGACAUCCUCACGACGUGUUACUCACCGUUUGCGGGUCAAAAGGCCGAUCGAGCGACACUGCUGAAGGACCCGACGGUCAAGAAGCUUGCAGAACAAUGUAAGAUGGAUGUGGGCCAGCUGUUACAGAGCUGGGCGGUACAGCGAGGUACCGUUCCGUUGGGCAAGAGCCAGACAGAAGCUCGCAUCAAGUCCAAUCUCGCUGUGCGGAGGCUGUCGCCUGAAGUCAUGGCGGCGCUUGACAGCCUCGAGGUUCCGAACGGUAAAGGAAGGACGAAUGAUUAUUCCGCCGUCUGGGGCGUGAACCUGUACACCAACUAA